AUGAUAUACCUCAAGACACUUCUCAACGUGAUAGACAACUCUGGUGCCCAAAUCGUUGAAUGUAUAAAGGUGUCUCGUCACGGUCCAAAAACAGCAGGAAACAUUGGAGACAUUAUCACAUGUGUCGUCAAGAAGGCACGUCCCGAACCUUUAGGUCCAGGUGGCAAAGUCAGCACACAAUUAGCUAAUAAAGUCAAGAGAAGAGACGUUUGUAAGGCAGUAAUUGUAAGGCAGAAAUCGCCGUUGAGAAGACCAGAUGGUUCAGUGAUUAGGUUUGAUGAUAAUGCGUGUGUCUUGAUCAACAAGAAUAAGGAACCUAUCGGUACAAGAAUCAACUCAGUAGUGGCGAAAGAGUUGAGGGAAAGAGGCUUCAACAAGAUUGCAUCAUUAGCACCAAGAACAUGGUAG
Lodderomyces elongisporus is the source of this 408-nucleotide messenger RNA. RefSeq names its product mitochondrial 54S ribosomal protein uL14m (gene mrpl38). The record is from RefSeq and is a predicted model, not a curated record. Gene Ontology annotation, biological process: translation. Gene Ontology annotation, molecular function: structural constituent of ribosome; large ribosomal subunit rRNA binding. Bases 1 to 408 code for a protein of 135 amino acids. Gene Ontology annotation, cellular component: mitochondrial large ribosomal subunit; ribosome. The transcript has a single exon. Lineage: Eukaryota; Fungi; Ascomycota; Pichiomycetes; Serinales; Debaryomycetaceae.